UCUAAAACAUAUAUGCUUAUUGACGUACAAGCGAUGUAUUCUUCUUAAAUCAUUAUAACCUUAAUUCUUAAGCUUAUACAUAGAAUAAAAUUAUUGGAAGUAGAACACCAUGAGUCUAUUUCGCAAUCUUUUGCGACAAACUCGUACAUUGAGCCUUCAGAUUAAUCCAUCCCGCAGUGGGUAUGGAGUUGCUGGUGUUAAAGGUUUUCAUACUACAACAAAAAAUCAAGAUCUAAUGGAAUUUUUUGAUGAGAAAAAGAACUGGAAUGAAAAUAAUAUAAAGGUGGGAAGAUCAUGGAAAUUAGACGAAUUGAGAAUAAAAUCUAAUACAGAUUUGCAUAAACUGUGGUAUGUGUUGUUGAAAGAACGUAAUAUGCUGUAUACCAUGGAACACGAGUGUAAUGAUCAAGUUAAAUUAUUUCCAAAUCCAGAGAGAAUUGAUAAAGUUGAGGAAUCAAUGAAACAUAUAGAGACAGUAGUCAGAGAAAGAAAUGUUGCUUAUUAUCAACUAGAAACAGGGGAAACUGGAGAACGUCCGGUGGAAGAGGUUGUAAAUCUUUUUGGUUUGCCAGAGAAUUAUUCUCAAAAGGAGUAUUUCCUACCAAAGUUUAUGAAUACUCGUUGGAUCAAGACAUAUUUAGAUCAUGGUUAUAUCAAUAGUGUUGCAGUUAAGAAGUUUUAUAGAUUGUACAAAGAAAAACAACAUAAUGAGGAGCGUAAAGCCCGUAAUAGAGAUUUUAAUCACGUCCAACAUCUUUUAAAACGUUUCCCUGACAUGGAUAUGGAUGCAUUGAAGGCAGAGUACCCUAAUGUAGAUAUAGAAAAGGCUAAGCGUUCUAAAAAAGCAAGAGGACAUUAUAUGCCAAAGUACUAGGCUGAAUUAAGAAAUCAUUAGGAAAAUAGUUUUUUAUAAUAAUUAAUAAAUAAAUAUAAUUAAAAAUAAAUCUUUGACAGAAA
This is a messenger RNA of Danaus plexippus (monarch butterfly), 957 nucleotides long. It is a transcript of the gene mRpL47, whose product is annotated as large ribosomal subunit protein uL29m. Gene Ontology annotation, cellular component: mitochondrial large ribosomal subunit; mitochondrial ribosome. Gene Ontology annotation, molecular function: structural constituent of ribosome. Gene Ontology annotation, biological process: mitochondrial translation. Lineage: Eukaryota; Metazoa; Arthropoda; Insecta; Lepidoptera; Nymphalidae. The transcript has a single exon. The coding region runs from base 110 to 874 and encodes 254 amino acids. The record is from RefSeq and is a predicted model, not a curated record.